AUGGCGCACUAUGGCAGUCGCAUUGCAGACUACAUAGAUAAAUACACCGAUGCGUUGGCAUCAGGCAUCCGCGACGCCAUAGACCACUCAAGCUGGGUCCCUGACGCUCUGCGGCCACCACCCCGACCGGGCAGCGGGCCCGGAGCCUUUUUCGCCCGCGCCCAGCCUCUGCCGCAAAGUUACCUUGACAAGGCCACGGCCUGGAUAUCCAAGAACCGCAUGGCGAUUGCUAUAGUUGUGGCAUUCGCCGGCACUUCGGUAUACCUUGUCCACAGAAGAAAGAAGGAACAUGCGCGAAAGAGACGGGUGAGGAAACUGCCCAACGGGGCGAAGAAGGAGAUUGUGGUCCUGGCCUGCUCGACAUUCCAUGACCCACUGACCCGGUCUCUGGCUCUUGAUCUGGAGCGACGCGGUUAUGUCGUUUAUGUCACCGUCUCCUCGACGGAAGAAGAUUCUUUGGUUCAGCAGGAAUCAAAGACGGACCUGCGGCCGCUAUGGAUCGACCUGACCUCGACCGUUCCCAAUCCCGCAGUCGAUAUACAUCCCAAUCUGGAACCGAUCAGGGAAUUACUCAAGAAAUCGUCACCUUCUUCAACUCCUCAACGAAAUCGCUCGGCGCAGGGCUCCUCUAUGGGUAACAUGACUCUGGCCGGCAUCAUCGUCUUUCCAGGAUGUUCAGGCUACCCGGAAGGACCGCUCCCUCUGCUCCCGCCAAGUGAUGUGGUUGACACCAUCAAUACACGCCUUGUUUCUCCCCUUCUAACAGUCCAACAAUUUCUCCCCCUCCUAGCAAACAACAGCACCGACCCGAAAUCCCCCUCCUCCAUUGUCGUCGCGUAUCCUUCCAUCCCGAAUUCCUUGUCACCUCCUCGCCAGGUCCCAGAGUGCUUGGUGACAUCGUCACUGUCAGCUCUGGCGUCAUCACUAAGACGAGAGAUUCAUGCCGCAAAAGCGAAUAUCACUGUCACUGAACUCAAACUCGGAAACUUCGAUAUGGGAUCCGUCCCUUCGUCGCGGACGGCAUAUUCACAACCUCCGCCACCAGGCAGCUCACACUAUAAUUCGUCAGCAACAUCGUCGCAGGCUUACUCUUCUUCAGCAUUGACACAUUGGCACUCUUCGCAGCGCGCUGCCCUGCAGCGCAAGAGUCUCGGCCAGCGCAGUUUGAUUCGAGGCUCGUCCGCACGGGAAUUCCACAACGCCGUCUUCGAUGCGCUGGCUCCACCACAGACGUUCAAGGCGUUCGGUCGGUUCGAAUGGACUGCGACGCAUCGGCCACAAGUCGUGUUCGUCGGCAGCGGCGCCCGGCUUUACGACAUUGCCGGUCGAAUCCUGCCUGACGGCUUGGUCGCGUAUAUGAUGGGAUAUAGGAGGAAAGAACAUGAAGGAAGCGGCAUGGGACUUGGGAUUAUGCAUCAGCAUCAGCAGAGAAAUGAGCCUUCUUUCGCAGGGGAGCAGCAACCCGACUCGUCCAGCCAGGGCCACCAUGAAAGGGAAGGGGCCGCCACAGGCACUCCUUCUGCUGCAGCCGCAGCGACGGCCCCGACUUGGGGGUUUGGCUCUACGGGGAGUGAGAGUGGGGUCUGGGAAAAGCUUUGA
This is a messenger RNA of Exophiala dermatitidis NIH/UT8656, 1599 nucleotides long. RefSeq lists its product as uncharacterized. The record is from RefSeq and is a predicted model, not a curated record. The transcript has a single exon. The coding region runs from base 1 to 1599 and encodes 532 amino acids. NCBI's taxonomy places the organism in Eukaryota, Fungi, Ascomycota, Eurotiomycetes, Chaetothyriales, Herpotrichiellaceae.